CUUCUUUCUUCCUGUGGCCAUGGAAGCUCUCUCUUUCCUCCGACUCUUGUGGAGACCCACUCCCACCGUCGCAACGCCGGACGAAACGCGUUGCUCCCCUGCGAAAACGGCCUGCGGGUCCGACGACGAAGACGACUCCUUUUUCGUGCUGGAGCUCGCCCGCUACGUCACCGACAGCGGCUCCGAAGACGGAACUGGCUCUAGCGCUGCCACUUUCCUCAAGUCCAACGGGUUAAGACAAACGAGCUCGGCCGAAACCGAGGCCCGCGGCGCUUCCUGCUAUUUCUCUGCCGAUACACCUGCCGUCUCUCUGUCUCCGUCUCCCGCCGCUCUCUUCUCCAAGCGGAAGAUCCUUCCCAUGGAAUCGACUCCCCAGCCUCAGUCUCCGAUCUCGCUUCUCAAGUCGUCUCCCAAGCUUCGAGUCUUGAUGUUCAGGAGGUCCAAGUCCAGGUCCCUGGCCGCCCAGAACGUCAAAGCAGAGGAAACAGAGCUCAAAAGCGGCGCCAGCAGGAACGUCUUCUUUGCUGUCCAAUCCAGAGAAGCACAACCAGCUUCUCCGGCGACCGAUGACGCCUCGAAGAAGCAAAACAAGAACAAGCGAACCCCGAGUCCUUGGCGCGGUAAACUCGCGGAGAGCUUCUCCUCCGGCGAUUCUAGUUCGAAGCGGCUUUCGAAGGACGGGUUGCAGAAGUACUUGAAUCUGGUGAUGCCCCUGACCGUUGGCAUCUCCAAGAGAUACAGCGACACCGUGAAGUUCCUCUCGGCCGAGUCGCCGCUGACAUUGCCGGCGUCGUCUCCGGCGACGGCGGCAUGCUCUUCGCCGAGGAUGGGGAAGGGGUUUCGAGUGAGGCCGAAGCACCUGCUGGCCAAGAGCAAGUCGGCGACUCUGGCGACGACGAGCGUGACGUCGUCGCCGGCGAGGAGGGACGACUCGCAUCAACACGAUGGGAUUCAGGGCGCCAUUUUGCAUUGCAAAAAAUCAUACUACUCCUCGCGAGAUGGGUCUAUCUCUAUGCUAUGGCGGUCAGCAAGCGAUCCUUCCUCUCAUGGAAAGCCAGUCGAUACGAUCUGAGCUUCAACUACGAAGCUAGCUUGGAGUCAACUAUGCCCCAAAAGACAACACAAGAAGCGCGGCAGAAGAUUAAGCACGAACGAUGUUCUGCUCUGUACCUGAGUUUUCGUUUUCCAUCAGGGAAAACAGAGUACUUUUGUGCUGUAGUUUCUCAGCUUUUGUAAAUGUUCUUUAUAAAAUGAUCAGUGUUGUAACUUUGAUCGUGUGAUCGGUGUUAAUAGUAAUGGACGAUCUUCCUGCU
Molecule: messenger RNA, 1313 nt
Organism: Rhodamnia argentea
Lineage: Eukaryota; Viridiplantae; Streptophyta; Magnoliopsida; Myrtales; Myrtaceae
Product: membrane-associated kinase regulator 5-like
Exons: 2
Coding region: 20-1072 (350 amino acids)
Cellular component (GO): plasma membrane
Source: RefSeq, a predicted model, not a curated record